UCUUGUACAUUAUUUUGAUCUGUGAUUCCCGUGUGUCACGAUCAAACGCGAUAUAUGUCUCAUUUUCAAAAGAUAUAGACUUGUCUUGCUUCUUUGUUGUAUCAUUCAGCGUCGUUGUUUGCACACAUUCACACGCCGUGUGUACUUGGACGAGCAACAGAGACGCAUUAUCAGACAAUGUCUCUUGAUCCAGACACUGUUCGAACGAGUCGUAAAUAUGAACACCCAGCAAUGGUUUCAAUUUCGUUAUUUCUUUUGCUCAAAGUUUAAAAAAAAAACGGCAAAACAUUCGAAAAUUCCGAUACACAAGACCAUUGACACACAGCUGACCUCUUUCGAUCUCCAAAUGCCAUACACUCACACUCAAACAAUGUAUUUCAUAAAGGCAGAUGCUUUCAAUAUUCGGUUCUAUUUCAUUGCAUCUUUUUCUACCAAUUAAUUUCAUGUCAUUUCUUUUCAUUUUCCCAUUUAUUGCAUGUAAAUCGUUCUUUCCUGCAUGUCAAUCGUUCGUUUUCGAUUGCAAUACCCUUGAACUGAAGAUGCCACCACUCGCGACAGCGACACAAAGAGAGAGAGAAAGAGAGAAAUCCAAACAACUGCAUCUGUGAUAUCGUCCAACUGUCAAAUUGAUUCUGGCGCGCAAAUCUCUCAUUCUCCAAUUGUGUUUGUUGUUGUAGCCAAACGUCAGUUUGUGUCGCUACGGUCUAUUGUAUCGGUUCAUUUGCAAGCAAAGCAGUCGCUAUUUGAUUCGUAUCCUUCAUUAAUCGUUCUCAGAGUUUUUUCUUGCGAUAAAUUAGUAACGAAAUUUUGCCAAUAUGCCCACCACAUUGGAAUUGUGCGAAAAAUAUUUCGGCACCAAAGACAUUUACAAAUUAAUGAAUCUCACAAAAGAUUCACUCCCAAAAGAUGUGAAAAAAGCCUAUCAUCGACUGUCAUUGCAAGUCCACCCGGACCGUGUUGCUGAAUCGGGAAAGGAGGAAGCCACCGAAAAAUUCAAAAUAUUGACCAAAAUUAAUGGCGUACUGACCGACUCAAGCAAGAAAGCAUUGUACGAUGAACAAGGAAUCAUCGAUGAUGAUGGCGAAAGCGAUCUCAACUGGGUGAAACUAUGGCGUGAAUACUUCAAACCAAUCACAACGACUGAUAUUGAAAAUUUCCACCAAAAUUAUAUCGGUUCUGAGACGGAAGAGCGUGAUAUUCGUAAGGCAUAUUUGGGUGGAAAUGGUUGCAUCAAUUUUAUGAUGGACAGUGUCCCAUUCAUGACAGUGGAAGAUGAACCACGAAUCAUGGCACUGGUCAAAGGAUGGAUUGCAUCGGGUGAUUUGCCGGAAUACAAGCUAUUCACAGAAGAGCCGGAGGCAAAACGUAAGCGACGUCACAAAAAAUAUGCCCGUGAAGCGAAAGAAGCAGAAGUGGCGAAAAAAGAGCUGGAGAAAAAGUCCAAAUCAAAUGGUAGCCUAGAGCAGCAAAUAAUGAGGCGUCAAGCGGAUCGUGAGGCAUCAGCAAACUGUUUCUUUGAUCGUCUAUUGGAAAAGUAUGGUGGUGCCGAUGAUUCGGAAGAAUAUGUAUUGCCAGGCAAGCGUUCGAAGAAGACGACAGCGAAAAAAGCCAGCGCCAAAGAGCCAAUCAAAAAAGUGAAAAGCGGCCGCGUCACAAAGAAAAAAUAGAGACAUUCAACAGUGAAUAAUUUAUUUUAAGUGAAAUAACAGCACCUCUGACAAAAAACAUAACCCAUACGCUAAGCACCAUCAACAUUUCAUUAUCAUAACAAACAACAUUCUUAAAUAUUAUUUUAAUAGGAAUGAAUAACUUUUCAAACAAAAACAAAGGAAAAAAGGUCAUUUUACUGUGUAUUCAAUCAAAUAAGAAUAUGGAAAUUAUUCGGUUGAAAAUCAUUAGGCAUGAAAGACCAAAUUUUAGUAAGCGUAAAAACGGAACAACAAAUAAAAAUUUAAUGUAGAAUUGAUUGAGAUGUAA
Molecule: messenger RNA, 1977 nt
Organism: Sitodiplosis mosellana (orange wheat blossom midge)
Lineage: Eukaryota; Metazoa; Arthropoda; Insecta; Diptera; Cecidomyiidae
Product: J domain-containing protein CG6693-like
Exons: 4
Coding region: 816-1667 (283 amino acids)
Cellular component (GO): nucleus; cytoplasm
Molecular function (GO): heat shock protein binding
Source: RefSeq, a predicted model, not a curated record